AUGCUUGUGUGUGGCUUCGUAGGGUCGCAGUACUCGAACGUGGGAUUCAGGUACGUGUACAUCGGCGUUCAACCAGACCCCAUGGUGCACGCACCCGCAUCUAUCGCGACGCCUCCUGUCGCGUUGUCAACACCAUUCCCCAGCGCGAUUCAUCCGGAAAGCCAGCCAGCGGUGCAAGCCCCGCCAGACCCUAGAGAAGCAUUAGUUGUCGGUUUGGACACACGGGCGCGAACAGACGGCCCAUCAUCGAGAGCGGUUGCCGAUGGUUUAGGGUGUGCGGUGAAUGGUGGAGCGGGGAUGAAUGCAAGCGUGCGUGCACAUUCGCCGCCAAUAUGGAACGUGAACUCACUGUUGCCCGGAAACCCCGACGUCCACAUUCGCACCCCCGUGCAUCCGGCUGUAGCGUACGCGAGUGGUGUAGGUGGGCAACCACAGGCGAACGCGGGGCGUGGAGCGGGUGCAAGCGGAAACACGAUAAGGGGAAGAGGGACGGGUGCGAUAGGUAACGCGGGAGGAGGGACAGGGGAGAGAGGGAACGCGGCUAGAGGGAGAGGUGCGAGACAAAGGGGUGGGAGAGCGAGCGCGGGACGUGGGACAGGUGUGGGAUCAAACGAGUAUAGUGCGAACGGGCAGGGAGCGCAUGGGGUGACAGGCAACGGCGGCAGGGGUAGCGGUGCUAACGCAAACGGCGGGUCCGGUAACUGGCCAGUUAAUAGACCGCGUAUAAGGAGGCGGAGAGUCGAUGUAGUGCCGCACACGGCACGCAACGGCUCCCGGGAGGGGAGCGAGGGGGCAAGCGAUGAGGAUGACGAGAACGACGCUGACGAUGCGGACGAUAGUUGGAAUGACGAUGACGAAAACUACCUAUCGAACUCGCUGUCCGCGCUCAAUGAGGAGGAGGCGGAAGACAACGAACGGGUGCGGGGUACGCGGAGGGACAUAGAGGUACCUAUCGCGGAUUGGAACAGGCUAGGUGUGGACGACACGCCGGCCGCGAAACAAGAGAUGUGCUACGGAAUCCUCUACGGUGUCUCUGAGGCCACGCUGAAGAAGUAUCUCGGUUGGGCCAACGAGUACAAGCGGUUCAUGGCUCACGAGCUGCCUAAACUGGACGCGGGUAGGUUUGGUGAUGAGGCCGCGUUGAGAAACGCGAACCCCGACGAGAUAGGGGCCGCGCUCGAACAGAACAUGGGUGGUGACUGGAAGAUGGCGGAGGGCGACGAGCAGUGGUUCCACGGCCCUAAGACGAAUCCGUGGCGCUUACGCAAAUACGUGACCUUCCUCGCAAACGAGACAGUCGCGCAGGCGGACAGGAUGGCCACACUCAAGCGGCCAGAGAAGACCUUGAAGAAGAGACGCCAGUGCACCCCGGCAAUGCUGAUGGGGCGUCUCAAGGCUUUGAACCUGCUCAUCAAGCUGGACGGGGCCAUCUUCAGGAAGCCCGUUCUGAACCUGCUGCGCGACUUUGCGGAGUGUCGCAUUUGGGUCCGCGUUCAAGUACGCGACCAGUACAAGCGGUUUAUCGCGACGGGCAAGACAAACAAGGACUUCUCGCUCAACUACAUAUCUGCUGUGAGGCACAUAGAUUGGACGCUGUGCGCGGUCGGAGCCACGCUGCUGUGGCUGCACUGGGUGUACGACUUGGCUCCCAUCCUCUACGAGGACAUAGCCCCCCCUCUCGACUUCACGGAACCCUCCACGUGGGCUGGGGGGGCGCAGCACGCGUCCGCGGACGGAAUGCCUUUGGAUCAGCUGGCGAGGCUGGGGGGUUGGCGUUUCAUCGACGUGAUGACUAAGCACUACCUCACAACCAUUUCGAGGGAGGCUGUGCUGCUGAAGGCGGGCUUCACCGGGGUUGACGGUGACUACUUCCUGGGUCACGCAACUGUUCCGGUCAGCGAUAAGCUGGAUGAGCUACUGAGGAGGCACAUUUUCCCAUGGGCCACCGCGGACAAAGGACAGCAACAGUGCAAGGAUUACAACCGCAGGAUGGUGAAAACGCAGAAGCCGGAGAAGCAGGACACCGCGGGGCUAAACAUAUUGAAGGAGCUGGAUGGGCACGCUAGGAUGGCGGUCGUGCAAGACCUGGCGAUGUAUUACAUCCACCAGCCGCGACACCCACUGGGCCUAGAGUUGGUCGUGACUCAUAAACGGGUGAAAGAGCUAGAGGGGCUGCUGGAGGAUCGCGAUCGGAAGCUGGCCGAGAAGGACGAGCGCGUGAAUGAUUUGGAGGCCCAGCUGUCGCGGCUCACCGUGAGCAGCUCAAGGCCGACCGCGGUUCUUAACCAGACGACCACUCCUAGAGCCGCGGUCACGCCGACCAAUGCCACAACUCCCACCGAGCAGGGGACGCGGAAGAAACCUGCAGCGCCCACCAGGGAACAGACGAUUUGGGACGCGAUCAUCCUUCCAUGGGUCAACGCCACCAAACCGUCAGACGGAUGGAAGUUGUACAAGACAACGCACCCGCUGAUCCUCGAGAGUCCAAAGUCGCUUCUGGCCCAGCCCCGCGGCGCAGUUACGCGAAUGGCCGCGCUCAUUGGGGAGGAGGGAGGCGGCCAGAACGGGAUAAACCGUGUCAAGCGAAUCAUGAACUUCAUCGCCCACAGGGUGGAGCAAGGAGACGACAUCGCGGUAGUGCUCGACAAGCUCGACCUCAUGUCAGGAGCUGUGGGCAUGUCGGGUGUAUCGGAAGGGAUCGCAGUAAAGAAGAAGAGUGUUGACCUGAAACUGAGCCAGCUCAAGAAGGGUUCUCCAAUGGAGGUGCAGUUGCGUGUGAAAUGGAUGCUUGUUCGCGACCGUCUCAUCAAUACCUCUCUUCCCGCUUCUGAGUUCACGGUCGCGUGGCCCCAGUACUGUGCGCAGCCAGACUUGCAUUAA
Molecule: messenger RNA, 2880 nt
Organism: Closterium sp. NIES-65
Lineage: Eukaryota; Viridiplantae; Streptophyta; Zygnematophyceae; Desmidiales; Closteriaceae
Source: the annotation of a GenBank genome assembly